UAAUGAUGCUAUCAAUUGUAAAACAAUACAAUACACAAAAUGAGAGCACCGAUAGUUUUGUUAAGCGUACUGAUCGGGUCAGCCCUGUCCAUACCGUUGGGUCAACUGUUUGAUCCUUUCGGUGCCUUUCUUCAGGGAGAGAUUCUGAACACGAAUCAGGAUUUCCAUGAAUCGUCUGAUUAUUUUUCAUCGAUGAGUGAGACAUUUGCCGCCGCCCUCGAAGAUGAAGAAGUGUUGGCCAAGAAAUUCGCCGAAUUUCAGACCAAAUUCCAGAAGUCAUACGCGACUGAAGAGGAAUCAGAGAAGAGAAUACUGAUAUUCAAAGAGAAUGCGCUGAAAGUAUUUGAGCACAACGUGAAGGCCGCGACCGGCCGUUCCUCUUAUACUCAGCACAUCAGUCAAUUCGCUGACAUGACUACGGACGAGAUCAUCGCUGGUGUGACCGGAUAUUUCCCGCAACAAGAGUACCGUCAACACAAUGCCAGCCAACAGAAUGCGGCCAACAGUCAAAGCCGUGUAGGAAAGGACAGUUGGAUCUACGACUGGAGGUCUACACACGUGGUCACUCCUGUCCAGAAUCAGGGUGGUUGUGGUGCGUGUGUAUACUUUGCGGCGGCGGCCCUAAUCGAGACGGCGUGGGCCCGACACGGACACGAGGCCGUCGUACUCAGCCCUCAGCAGCUCAACGACUGCGCCCACGACGAGGCACGCGGUAACCACGGGUGCGAACACGGGGGCGGCACCUUUGUGCCCACUUUCGACUAUAUCAAGGCCCAUGGUUUAACCAGCAUGCAAAAUUAUCCGUAUAUUGCCAAGGACGCCAAUUGCGACCACAAUAAGGAGUCUCAAGUGGUGGCCCGGAUCAACAGCUGGACACCGAUCACCCCACACGGCAAUGAGGAGGUACUGAGGCAGACCAUCGAGAAGAACGGACCGGCGGCUGUGGCCAUACACGUGAGCGACGGCUGGACCAAAUAUAAACAGGGUGUUUUCGAUGAGCCCUGCGCUGGUGGGCGCAAUCACGCCGUGUUGGCUGUGGGUUAUGGCUAUGACGGCCCCUCCAAUAAGGACUACUGGAUCGUGAAGAAUCAAUGGGGAACGGGAUUCGGUGAUAACGGGUAUAUACUUAUGAGGCGUAAUAAUAACAAUAUGUGUGAUAUCGCCGGCGACGCCGUUUGGGUCGACUAAAUGUGUCGAGAAUUUUGAGUAAAUUAAUGCUGUUUUAAAGUUAAAUAAAAUCAUGUUUAACCAAAUUUAAACACAAUUCAUAUUGAGUUAAGUUUCUUAUUUUGAAUACAGUAUCAGUUGAUUAAUAAUUUACAAAAGUGAAGACAAUCACCUUAUUGUCAACAAAACUACAAAUACUACCCAUAAUUGUGUAUAAAUUGAUUUAAUUGUUGCAAACAUUUUCCAACGGUUAGAGACGCGUUAAAAGUCUUACAAUAAAAUACAAAUUGUACUAAAAAUGAAUAAAAUAA
Molecule: messenger RNA, 1478 nt
Organism: Oppiella nova
Lineage: Eukaryota; Metazoa; Arthropoda; Arachnida; Sarcoptiformes; Oppiidae
Source: the annotation of a GenBank genome assembly